AUGGUAAGAGGUGGAGGGAGAUUACCAUCUGACGUGCUAAACAAAUCAUGUAUUCUUGUCAUUGCUGGUGUGGAGAGGUUUGCGUUCAAAGCGGUUACAUCAAAUCUUGUAACAUAUCUGACAGAGAUGUUGAAGAUGAGCAAUUCAAUAGCGGCAAAAACAGUGAGCACUUGGGCUGGAAUUUCAUUCUUGUUACCAUUGUUUGGAGCAUUUCUUGCAGACUCCUAUCUGGAUAGAUAUUCUACCAUUUUUGCAUCUUCUAUUGUUUAUGUUGCUGGUAAGAAGUUAGUGCAUCGCGAUUAUGUCGCCCUACCCACAAAUAUAUCGGAGGCAGGCGAACUUGACCCUCAGCAGACACCACUAUGUAUCCAGCAUUCUGGCAAUCGACAGUCAAACAACACGGCAAACAAGCCUAACGGUGAAGUGCCAGUAGUUGGUACAGUUGAGGGAACAGAAUAUGUAUGGAGGCUAAUGCCAAUUUGGGGAAUGUUAUUAAUAUUUGCAAUAAUCUUUCAACAACCAGCAACUUUCUUCACAAAACAAGGCAAGGCAAUGAAGAGAAAUAUGGGUAACCAUUUUAUGAUCCCUCCCGCAGCAUUACAGAGUGCGAUAAAUGUUUCUCAAUUGUUGAGGCAAAAAGACUUGAAAUUAGUAGAAGAGAAACAUCCAUGGGUUCGGUACUUCGAUUCCAUUAUGAUAUUCUGGUUAUUGCCUCAGUAUAUCAUCUUGGGUAUUUCGGAUGUUUUUACAGUUGUUGGUAUGCAGAAGUUCUUUUACAGCGAAGUUCCUAAUCUUAGUAUCGUUCAUGGAGCUUGUUACAAGUGA
Messenger RNA from Papaver somniferum (opium poppy), 825 nucleotides. Its product is annotated as protein NRT1/ PTR FAMILY 5.8-like. The record is from RefSeq and is a predicted model, not a curated record. Gene Ontology annotation, molecular function: transmembrane transporter activity. Gene Ontology annotation, cellular component: membrane. Gene Ontology annotation, biological process: transmembrane transport. The coding region runs from base 1 to 825 and encodes 274 amino acids. Lineage: Eukaryota; Viridiplantae; Streptophyta; Magnoliopsida; Ranunculales; Papaveraceae. The transcript has 5 exons.